AUGGGUUUCGCAGACAAGCGCGUCGCCAUUGUCGGCGGUGGCCUAGGAGGCACAGCCUUCCUAAACGCCGCCCUCUACAGCGGACUGAAAAACGUCCAGCUUUACGAGCAAGCACCCCAAUUCGGCGAAGUCGGCGCCGGCGUGAACAUCACUUCCAACGCCAAUCGCGUUCUCGACGCCUUCGGCCUGAAAGAAAGCAUGACCGCAAAGUCCAGCCGCAAACUACCCUCAUACAUGGAAUAUCACAGCUACCAGACCGGCGACUACCUCGGCCACAUUGAAGAAUUCUCGCAACCGCCCGCCCGGCUACUGCACCGCGCGCAUCUACUGGAUUCACUGAAGGAGCGUGUUCCUGAAUCCUCUCUUAACCUGGGCAAGCGACUGUCAUCAAUUGAUCGAAACACGGACGGCGCUACUGCGCCAUAUACCCUCCAUUUCGAGGACGGUAGCACCGCCGAAGCAGACAUCGUCAUUGGUUGCGAUGGUAUCAAGUCGAAUGUCCGUCUUGAUAUGGGUCUGGGAGACUCACCGAAUUACUCGGGCCAGGUUGUUUACCGCGGCUUUGUAGACUACAAGGACCUUCCAUCCGAGACGGCGCAAUUACUUCGGAAGACGGUCAAUUUCCGCGGUCCGAAGUGCCACGUUCUGAUUCUUCCUAUCGGGAAUGAGGAGACGAAGACUGACCGUGCGGCUGUUAUUGGAUUUAUGUCUGAGCCGCUUGAUGCGUGGGAUUCGGAGAGUUGGAUGUCUCGCUCUGAUAUCGAUAGUUUGCAGGAACAUGUUAAGGACUGGUGUCCGCAGGUGCAGGAUAUCAUUACCGGUUUGCGUAAGGGCUCGGCGGAUGGGAAGAUGUUGAAGCAGGCGCUUUAUGUGCGCGAUCCGCUGGAUAAGUGGUUCGAGAUGAAGGAGGGUCAGAAGGAUGCGGGUAUUAUUUUGCUGGGUGAUUCGGCUCACUCUACGCUGCCUCAUCAAGGUCAAGGAACUUGUAUGGCUAUUGAGUCUGGUAUUGCCCUCGCGACUAUUCUGCGCCACUGGAAGGGAGAUGAUCUCGUCGCAGCCUUCCAGUUCUACCAGGAUCUCCGCAAGCCCCGGACAGACCGUGUCACGCAGACUAGCUACGAGGCUGGUAAGCUGGCGAGCUCUGAUAGCCCUGACCAGAUGACCAAUAACUUCAACCCGGAGGCGUUGGGGGAGCGGAUGAAGUGGAUUAUGGAAUAUAAUGUUCUGGAGGAUUUGAAAAGCAAGGGGGCUGGUGUGCUGGACUUUCAAGACUCGAGACUUUAA
Penicillium waksmanii is the source of this 1284-nucleotide messenger RNA. RefSeq lists its product as uncharacterized. The transcript has 2 exons. The record is from RefSeq and is a predicted model, not a curated record. Gene Ontology annotation, molecular function: monooxygenase activity; FAD binding. Bases 1 to 1284 code for a protein of 427 amino acids. NCBI's taxonomy places the organism in Eukaryota, Fungi, Ascomycota, Eurotiomycetes, Eurotiales, Aspergillaceae.